AUGGAGAAGGUUGACACCAAAAUCAUGGUUCCUUUCGAUGUGUGCACAAGAUGGAAUUCAACUUACAUGAUGUUGGAGAGUGCUUUGAAGAUCCAAAAAGGUUUUGAGAGGAUGGAGGAGGAUGACCCAAACUUUUUGGGGUACUUUGAGGAGUAUGAAGCUCAUGAAUUUUAUGAUGCCACUUUGAGAUUUAGUGCAUCAAAAACCAUGUCUUCUAAUGCCCCGCUUCAUGAGAUAUGUUCUUUUUUGGAGGAGAUAGACACAAUGAUAAAUGUUGAUGCUGUUGUUAUGUGCAAAAUAACAACAAUGAUGGAGAGAAAGUUUGAUAAAUAUUGGGGAAAUGUUAAUAAUAUCAAGAAAUUAUUCUUUGUGGCGGUUAUUCUAGAUCCUCGAUACAAGAUGGAAUAUAUGACAUUUUGCUUGGGUGACUUGGUUUCCGAUGAAAAUAGGGUUAAUGACAUGUCAUUGGAGAUCAAGACACUUUAA
This is a messenger RNA of Prunus armeniaca (apricot), 486 nucleotides long. The record is from the annotation of a GenBank genome assembly. Lineage: Eukaryota; Viridiplantae; Streptophyta; Magnoliopsida; Rosales; Rosaceae.